Ochotona princeps (American pika) is the source of this 3657-nucleotide messenger RNA. RefSeq names its product ataxin 7 like 2 (gene ATXN7L2). The transcript is spliced from 12 exons. NCBI's taxonomy places the organism in Eukaryota, Metazoa, Chordata, Mammalia, Lagomorpha, Ochotonidae. The coding region runs from base 1093 to 3453 and encodes 786 amino acids. The record is from RefSeq and is a predicted model, not a curated record.
CAGGGCUUGGGGGAGAGGGAAACAUUCAUAUUAGUUUUCUGGUGUUAUUGGGGGUGGCAUACUGGGUGGGGAGAGAGAAAGCAGCCUUGCCUCUCUUGUGUGAAGGUGGGAAGAAAUGUCAUCAGCUGAGCAGCAGAAAAGAGCUGGAUAAUUAAGGUAGUUCCUCAGCCAGGAAGAACGACCCCACCUGGAGAGAAACUGCCCUCUCUCCAAGGCUUUGGGAAGCCUUUCCAGCAGAUUCGUAGGAAAAGAAGCUGCGGUGAUGGAUGGAGUCAGAGUGCAGCCAGGGUUUGGGAAGAGGCGUCCGGGUUAUCGAUCGCAGGCGGAGCUGCUGCAAAGGCCAGCAGCCUCGGGGCCAGCCCUGUGCUGUAGGGCUGGAGCUGGCUCAGGGAGAGCCUUCUGUCAUCCUGACAGGUGAUCCUGGUCAUUCAGCCAGGUCCUCCCGAGCCCAAGCAACACCGCUCCGACCCUCCGCUCCGCAGCAGGCAGCGUGGGGUUCCCACGGAGCAGGCUCGACACGGGAGCGGAGACCCUCCCCCACGCCACCCCCUCUUGUCCUUCAGCACCUCCUACGGACUCCCUCCCCUUGCCCUUCGGACUCGCGGCGCCCACCUCCCUGCACCUACCCUAUUCCAUUUACCGGGGAGCAGUCACUUGGUGGCCACCAGCCCCCCAGGAAAGGGGGCGCCAGCCGGCUUUGGAGGGAGAGGGGACGCAUGGCUUUAAAGGGACGUCUUGGGCAGAGAGGUUUGGGGCUGGGGUGUGUCUGUGUGCAGUGAGCUCGAGACAGUGGUGGACCGGUUGCACAAAGGAAGUGCGCCCAGGGCGGAGGAGAGAUCGUGGGGGGCUCGGGUCUUCUUUUUCCUCCCUUCACGCGUUCAUGUCGGAAGGUCUCUCGCUGCAGGCUCGCUAGGGCAGCAGGCGGUGGUGGCGCCUUCAAGACUACAUUUCCCAGAAGGCGGUGCGGGAGGGAGCGGGCGGGACAGCCAACCUGUGCUGCGCUUGCGUACAGCGAGCUGGAAAGGUAGUUGGGGGGAGGCGAGGGGAGGCGUGCCCGCGGCGGGCCGGGGCGAGCGCGCGUCCGCGGCGGUGAUGGCGGUGCGUGAACGCGCGGCGGCAGCAAUGGCCGCUCUGGAGCGGCGGGUGCCGAGUCUCGAUGACUUCGCGGGACAGAGCUGGAGCUCGUGGGUGGAGCGGGCCGAGCUGCCCGCGGGCGACGGAGCCGAGCUGGAGGAAAGCAGCAAAAGCGCUAAGAAGCUGGAUGCCAUGACCCUCAUUAAAGAAGACAUGUCCAUCUUCGGGCACUGCCCUGCCCAUGACGACUUCUAUUUGGUCGUGUGCAACCACUGCAGCCAGGUGGUGAAGCCUCAAGCUUUCCAGAAGCACUGCGAAAGAAGACAUGGGUCCCUCAGCAAGCUCUAUGCCCGGGCCCCACCCCCACCUCCAGCCCCCGCCAGCUCUCAGAAAUGCCAUGUAGUGAAUGGACAGGGCCCAGCUGGCAGAACCCCAGGUUCCACCAAAACCUCCUCCAGGGAGAAGGGCCAGGGGUCCCGGAGCCGCGGCCACCAGCCUCCUGAGAAGUCCCAGAAGGACAGCCUCUGCCUUUUCGUGCCUGUGGUGAAUCUGGAGAAGAUGUCCAGUCUCCCGAAGCCUGAUGGACAUGGAAUCAGGGCGGCCCCGCCCUCUGCUUUCCUCAGCCAGGCAGGCGGCCUCACCAAGGACUCCCCAGGGAAGCCCCCGACAGCACCCCCCUCCAAAGAACCUCCCGGAAGAGACGGCAUCGAGAUAGUUCCCAGUGAGGGCUCCGGACAUCGGGCUGAAGGCAGCCCCCCUGAGGAGUCUGGCGUGGUGCGGCUGCCACCCAAAACCCACCGGAAGAUGGCGCGGAAGGAGUGUGACCUCAACAGGCAGUGUGGGGUGAUAAAUCCUGAGACCAAAAAGAUCUGUACCCGCCUGCUGACCUGCAAGAUCCACUCAGUACACCAGCGUCGGGAGGUCCAGGGCCGGGCCAAGGACUUUGAUGUGCUUGUGGCAGAGCUGAAGGCCAGCUCCCGUAGAGGGGAGUCUCCCAAGGAGAAGAGUCCUGGGCGCAAGGAGCCAGCUGUCGAGCGCCCUGCCCAGGAGCCCCCAGCCCCAGUGCAGGUGGGGGUAGCAGCGGCGAUGGUGGCGGCUGCCCCCAGUAGCACCUUCUCUGCUUGCACUAAGCAGACCUACCCGUACUGUGCACUGCCCAGGUCCCAGGCCUCCUCUGAGAGUGAGGUGGAUGAUGAAGGCCCCUGUGGUGGUGGUGAUGGGGACCCAGGCCUGUUUCCCUUCCCCCUGCCCCGGGGUGGGGCUCAGGCCUCCAGCGAGGAGAGUGAGGAGGAGGGGACUUCUGAGGACCUCCACCUCCCCGCUGAUUGCCAUUAUACAAGCCGGCCUCCUCGGCCACAGGCGUUCUGCACCUUCGGGAGCCGGCUGGUGAGCCCGGGAUGCUAUGUGUUUAGCCGCCGGCUGGACCGGUUCUGCUCAGCACUCAGCUCCAUGUUGGAACGGCACCUCAGCUCGCACAUGUGGAAGAAAAUCCCACCGGCAGCUGAACCUCCCUCCCACCUUGUCAGCUCCCCAUUAUCUGCUCCCCUGAGCCCACCCUCUGCAGGCAGCUGCCCCCGCCUUCCAGGCCCACCCCCCAGACCUGCAUGCCCAGCCUCCACACCUGCCACCAAGGACAGCCUUGUCCCCAGCUAUCCUGCAGGCUCACCCAGUGUGGCUGCUGCCUGCAGCCAGGCGGAGUGCAUGGGUGGGAGCCAAGCUAUCACCUCACCGCUGCCUGCCAACACGCCGUCCCCGUCCUUCAGCAAGCUGCCACCUUCCAAGGCCAGCAAGUCAUCCAAAGGCAAGGAUGGGGCUGAGGCAGAAGCCCCCUCGCGGAAGCGCAAGUUAUCUCCUGGCCCCACCACUUUCAAACGGACCUGCAUCCUGGAGCCCACUGGAAAAAGCAAACCUGCUGGCUGCAGGGGCCUCACAGCCAAGACCAAGACAGCCCUGGGUGUGGGGCUUAAUGGGACAGUGGGAUCAAGAAUGAAGCGGGCAGGGCCCCCAGACUGUCGGGGUUCCCCUCAUCAGCCCCCUAUGCCCGUCAAAGCCUCUCAGCUGGAGAACCGUGGAGUAGCUGGACACCCAGCCAAGGACCUGCCAACCAACUGCCUCUCCGAGGAGGAGGCAGCCAAGAAGCGCAAGAACCUGGCUACUUACUGCCGGCCGGUGAAGGCCAAGCACUGUCUGCCCGGCGCUCCUGGUGAUGCGGCCUGCUCUGCACGCCGCAAGAAGCCGGGCCCAGCCCUGGCCUUCGAGGAGAAGUGCUCGACCCUGAAGGGCGUCAUGGAAGGACCCCCAGAGCUACACAGCUCAGGGUCCACAUAUGCGCAUGUGUACCCACGUACAGGCGCCCACCUCCAGUCAAAAGCCCAUUAACAAGAAAGUGCCUGCCCACCGCGACGGAGCUGCCAGCACCUCCUCCCCUCCAGAUCCGGGCCCCAGGCUGCUGCCGCUUUUUAUAACUUUAUAUUAUUUUUUUUAAGAAAAAAAAAAAACCUCUUUAAAAUACCUCAAGACUGUCUCCCUGUUCUGUUGCUGCUAAGGAAAUAUACAAACAGAAACACAGAAGGAAGAAAGGAA